CGGUGACCCAGAUCACCAAACCGGGAGGAGCGCCUGCUGAGGAUAAAAUCACUGAUGAUGAUGAAAACUAGAAACUGGUGUUUCCAGAUUCCUUACAUACAUUUGUUUCUCCUAUUGGUGUGACACAGAGGUGAGAGAGAGACCCAGUGUUUGUGUUACAGAGACAGAGAGAGAGAGAGAGGAAGGAAGAGGGAGGGGAUUGAAAGAGGAAAGUGGAGUUUAGUUUUUCUCAGCAUCUGGAUAUCUUGGCUGGACACGCGGGGAGAGGAGAAGAGGAAUUUAGAUGUGCGGGAACUUAAUUGGAAGCACACACGAAGAAGAAGAAGAAGAGGAGGAGGAGGACACAAGGAGGAGAAAGUUAUUUUUCUAACGGGACAGGAGGAAGACUGAGCCGCAGGAAUGUUACCGGUGAUCCUCACGGUUUACCUCAAUGACACCCAGCAGAUGCUAACUGAGGUCCCAGUUACUCCGGCUACUAGAGUGAUUGACGUGGUCGAGUACUGCAAAGAAGCCGGCGAGGGGGAGUGUCACCUAGCUGAAGUAUGGAAUGGACAUGAGCGAGUUCUCCCUCUAGAGUUGUUAUUGUUGGAUCUCCUCCAGCAGUGGGGAUCCAGGAGGCCGGAGGUCAGCUUCUAUCUCAGACACUGCCCCUCCUGGACACAAGGAAGUCAGCAGCCUUUGGAGCAAAGCUGGACCACAGAAGCAACAGAGAGUGCUAAUGACAGGGUUCCCCGUGUAGAGCUGACCCUCUCUGAGCUCCAGGAAAUGGCCACAAGACAACAGCAACAAAUAGAGGCCCAGCAACAGAUGUUGGUCGCCAAGGAACAGAGACUGAGGUAUCUUCACCAAGGAGGCAGAUCUAACCAGGGACAGACACAGUCUGAAGCUGAGAAGCUGCAGCGGCUGAAGGAGCGAGUGGACACUCAGGAAGCCAAGCUGAAGAAGAUCCGAGCCAUGAGAGGACAAGUCGACUACAGUAAACUCAUCAACGGAAACCUCUCUGCAGAGAUUGACCAUGUCAGCAGCCUGUUUCAGGAGAAGCAGGCAGAGCUGCAGUCCGCUGUGGUCCGAGUCGACCAGUUGACGCAGCAGUUGGAGGAUUUAAGGCGAGGACGCCUUCAGCUGCACUCAGCUCAGGGGGCACCCACUGGCUCCCAGGGUGCACCCACUGGCCAGAAAGGAUCGCCCCUGUCUGGUCCUGCAGCCCUGGAACUAAGGAAACUCUACCAGGAGCUGCAGGCUCGUAACCGUCAUAACCUGGAGCAGAGCAGCAAGUUGGCCCAGAACAAGGAGCUCCUGAACAAGAGGAACGCCCAGGUGACGGUGAUGGAUCAACGCAUCGGAGACCUGAGAGAACGGCUGCAUAAGAAGAGAGCAGAAUUGAGUCGUAUGAACGGAGGAGGCCUAUCUUCACCUCAGACCACUUCGCAUCCAAGCGGUGGAGUUUCAGGUCGAGUAGCGGCUGUCUGUCCUUACAUCCAGGUUCCAGCGGAGGGCAGACAGGAGGCAGGGUACCCCCUGCCAGCUGACCCACCGCCCAAACCGACGCCGCUCAGCCACAUCCGUUCCCUCUCAGAGGAGGACAGGAGUGGCGUCAGGAAGACCCCCAGCCAAUGGAAAGUGUCAGAUUUAGACAUCGUCCUGUCAGAGCCCACUGACUCGUGGGAGGGACCUCGGUCCCCAAAGGGGGGCAACAGUAACAACACUAAUGAAGCGUCAUGGCCUAACCUCAGUAAGAGUGUGUCGGAUUGGAGGAGCAACAGUCCAGAACAGCAUCCCUCCGGUUAUGGUACCUACCCCAGUGCCACCCACCAAACGGCAGCGCAUCACUCUGCCACCAGCUCGCUGCCCCGCUCUGCACCUGGUACACUGGGCUGGCCUCGAUCCAAUGCUGCAAAUACCACCUCAUCCUCUACAUCAUCUUCCUCCUCACAACAAAUACAGCAGCGGAUCUCUGUCCCACCAAAUUCGAGCCAAGGCCCUGCCACCACCUCCCAGCCUUCUCCCUUGUCCCCACAAACAGAGCGAACAGACCCCCCACCAGCGGUUGCCGUUCGUCCCUACGUCCCAGACCACCCCUCCAGGCCUCAGUCCCCCAGGAAGGGCCCUGCCACCAUGAACAGCAGCUCCAUCUACAGCAUGUACCUCCAGCACCCUCAGACUAAAAACUACGGAUCUCUCAGCAACAGGACAACUGUCAAAGCAGUCUACGGCAAACCCAUCCUCCCCACCUCCUCCACCUCUCCAUCCCCUGUCCCUUUUCUCCAGGGGGGAGGAGGAGGAGUAAGAGCAGGAGGAGAGGAUGUUACAGAUAAAGAAGUAGGGAAAGGUGGAGGCGAGAGCAGUGAUGGGCAAAUUCUCCCUCCACCCAGCGUUGACAACAUCCCUCGUCCCCUCAGUCCCACUAAGCUCACCCCAGUUGCUCACUCCCAGCUACGUUACCAGAGUGAUGCUGACCUGGAGGUUCUCCGCAGACGCCUCAGCAAUGCUCCACGACCCCUGAAGAAACGGAGCUCAAUUACUGAGCCUGAGGGCCCACAGGGGCCAAACAUCCAAAAGUUACUGUACCAGAGGUUCAACACGCUGGCGGGAGGCAUGGAAGGAGGCUCAGGCAAUACUUUCUACCAGCCUGAAUGCAUUUUGGGCGACAUGGACAACAUCCAUUCAGCAAAUGGGAAUGUUGAACCUGGUGACAAGCAUGCCAGUACGACAACUGUGGAGGGCGAAGUUAAAAACCCGAACUCAGGCUCCCGUCGCUUGUCCCCACCUUCUGUGGCCAUAGAAACACCCAAAGAGACGACAGCAAAAGCAGAAACUACCAAAAACGUGUCUCCACCAACCCAACCCAGCCCAUCCCCUGCGGCUGAUCGGCCAGAGGACCAGAACAACAACAACCACAGAGGAUCUAGUCCCGCACAAAACUCUGUAGGCCACGCUUCCCCUUCUCCUUCACCUCCUGCCCCACCUUCACUGCCUAAGGUGAAGCGAACCAACCUGAAGAAGCCUUCAUCAGAGCGAACAGGCCACGGCCUGAGAGUCAAGUUCAACCCUCUUGCUCUGCUGCUAGAUGCAUCUUUAGAAGGAGAGUUUGAUCUGGUGCAGAGGAUUAUAUACGAGGUGGAAAAUCCCAGUAUGCCUAAUGAUGAAGGUAUAACUCCUCUCCAUAAUGCUGUGUGCGCUGGCCAUCACCACAUUGUUAAGUUCCUGCUGGACUUUGGAGUCAAUGUAAACGCUGCUGACAGUGACGGAUGGACUCCUCUGCACUGCGCAGCAUCAUGUAACAGUGUCCACCUCUGUAAGAUGCUGGUGGAGUCUGGGGCCGCCAUUUUCGCCACAACUAUUAGUGACGUCGAAACAGCGGCGGACAAAUGUGAAGAAAUGGAGGAGGGCUAUACACAGUGUUCUCAGUUCCUCUAUGGUGUACAAGAAAAGUUGGGUGUGAUGAACAAAGGCUUGGUCUAUGCUCUCUGGGACUACACGGCCCAGCAGUCCGAUGAGCUGUCCUUCAGCGAGGGUGACGGCCUCACCGUGUUGCGUCGGCGUGACGACACUGAGACAGAGUGGUGGUGGGCACGGCUUAAUGACCGUGAGGGAUACGUACCCAGAAAUCUACUGGGGCUGUAUCCGAGGAUCAAACCCAGACAACGCUCACUGGCAUGAAGCCCAGAUCAGGAGCCACGUGCACGCUCACAGAGGGCGCAUGCACACACAGAAGAAGAAGAAGAAGAAGAGGAGCAGCAGCAUGUGGGCAGAAGCAUUAGCCACGAGAAAAAAACAAAGUAUGGAGGUAGUCUGGAGGCUAACUGAGGGACGAACAGAGCGAAACAAAGAUGAAGAACACAACUCUGAUGAUGCAACCUAUUUUUCUCGUUUGUUUGGAUGUAAUGCUGGAAUCACAGAGCAACUUUACGGCAGAAUCAUAACAUAUUUUCACUGAGUUUCUGCAGUUAAAAGAAAAUGCCUGAAUCUUAUUUUGAGCAACAGUAGCUUGGCAACUUCACACGAGUUCAGCCGCAUGAGAGAAGCUGACCAGAAAAAGGAAAAAAAAAUCAUUUGGAUGCAGCUUUGAGUUCUUCAAACUCACAACACAACAUGAAAGCAUGAGCUUAGAGCUCUAUCUGACAUUUACCCAAAUAACCUCAAACUUUGAAUGACACUUUAUUUUUGUAUGGUGUUAAUAAAAAAACAAAACAAAACAAACACCACACUUCAUAAAUCCAAGCUUAUCAACAGUCACUGGCAAUGAACAUAGUAUGUUGUCUGAUCACACCUUCACAGUGUGUGGCGUGAGGAUUUUAAUACGGUAAAUUUACAGGCUGGAUCGGGUGAAAGUACGUGUGAGACGUGAAGCUGGAGAGAGGAAAGUGAGAAGAGAGAACAGAUAGUGUAACUCUGAAUGUCUGUUAAAGGAAGUCAAGAUUUUGUCGGGACUGGGACGGAGCAGCUAUUAGCAGUGUUAGUCAGGAAUAAGUGCAAUCACAAGACUCAGAAGCAGAAUCCAGCGAGCUUUUGAUGCAUGAUGGCUGAGAUCCACGUCAACUCACAUGAGAAACAGAUGUUAACAAUAUAAUUUUAUGGCAUGGUGGGGGAAAAAAAAAAAGAUAUCAGGACGAGUUUGAACUGAUAUCAGAAGAAUGUUUUUUGUUUUUUAACUCACAAAAUGAUAUAAGAAACAUCUGUGAAUCGUUACGGAUGUCUCAACCUUUUAAUAUUCUGUUUAUGUUGACUCAGCACUGGUGCAUGCUGUCAUAUUAGCCUCUGUUCAACUGCAAAAUGGUUGCUGCCCGGUGAGACGGAAAGAAAAGGAGAACAAGAAUGUGAGAAGUGAACUUGUGAAACCAGAGCACCUAAAAGUUAGGUUAGAGGUGAAGAAGGAGAAGGAGGAAUUAGAGUGACAAUAUUGUCUUCAUUUGAAAUAAAACGUCAAACGUCAGCCAAUCUCUAACCGUUAAAACUUAAUGCCUAGUCCAGAUUAAGGCCUGGCACAUGUUGGUCCUCAUACUGGGGCGAUGCUGGUUCCCAGACUCAAAAACUAACAAUACGAUAAAGCAGUAUUUCCCAAACUCAGUGUUUUAGGAUUUAAUAUUCAUCAGUCCUGAAUAUAUCACGUCAAAGCUCCCAUGACUACUCUUUGUUGUCUUUAAAGUCAAGACAGAAAUUGUUAUAGCAAACCCAGCCUCACUUGAAUAUAUCAGUGUACACAAACCCUGGGCUAAAGUUGCUUUAGUGUUAAAAUGGGGCCUCAGUGACUCAAGACUUUUAAGUGUGAGAACAACUUUCUUUAAGUGUCAGUUUUUUUCUUCAUAUUUACAUAUUUCAGUAGUUGUACGACAUAUAUUGUUAUCCUGGUUUGUUGUUUUAUUUAAAACAAAGCUUUGAACAUUGUUUUUUUUAUUAUUAUCAUUAUUGUUAUUAUUGUUAGACACAUUGCUCUUGUUUCUUAAUCUGUCAGUGCAGGUUCUACUCACUGCUGCCACCCAGUGUACAGGAAGGGUUUGGCACAAGAACAGCGUCAUGUUCUUGAACAUGCUGUGUAAAAUAUGAAGCAAUAAGUUGAGUUAUGUUUGAUGUGAGAAUGGCACAUUGGUCUGAGGAGUGCGAACCAUUUCUUUGUGUAUAUGCAACCUGUAACUAGACAGCUAAUGUACAAUAAUAAUAAAGAAGUUAUAAUCCAU
Messenger RNA from Larimichthys crocea (large yellow croaker), 5675 nucleotides. Its product is annotated as apoptosis-stimulating of p53 protein 1. NCBI's taxonomy places the organism in Eukaryota, Metazoa, Chordata, Actinopteri, Sciaenidae. The transcript is spliced from 24 exons. Gene Ontology annotation, biological process: regulation of apoptotic process. The coding region runs from base 400 to 3660 and encodes 1086 amino acids. The record is from RefSeq and is a predicted model, not a curated record. Gene Ontology annotation, molecular function: p53 binding. Gene Ontology annotation, cellular component: nucleus.